GGGGCGGCCACCCCACGAGUCCGCCGCGGAGCCUCGAGCCGUGUCCCCGUCCUGGGGCGCCCUCCAGGUGUCCACGGGAUGUGAGACCGUGGCGUCUGGAUACUGAUUUGCUGAGUCACUCGCUGCACUUCCUCCGGGGCAGCUGUUUCAUGAAAAAGGCUCAUCGGGCCCCGAGGUUCAGGGGCCAGUGCUCGUCCAGGGGCCUGCGGGGAGGAGCCCCCAGGGCGGGGCGGUGGCGGACAGAGCCGACUAGAUUAACUCAGUGUGCCUGCUGGGUCCAGAAGCAGGGGUCCCCGGCCAUUUGGGCGCCCCCAGACCCGCCUGUGCUGGCGGCUCAUGGGGAGGACGGUGAAGCACUGCAGGCACUGGGGCCCAAGUUUGAACUUGACUGUGCGUGGGGAGAGGGACCCGAAGUCGGCAGGGAACGGUCUGUGGCAGCGGGCUGUUGGAGACCCAGCGUGGAGGGUCCCACAGACCUGGUGAAAAUGCAGGCCCAGUGAGGAGCGGGAGAGUGAAUACGGGUUGCAGGUUCUGGAGGACACAUGCCAGCGGCAGAACUUCAACCCCAGCGAGUACGAUCUGAAGUUUCAGAGGAAUGUGCUUGACCUCUCUCUCCAGUGGAGAUUUGCCAAUCUGCCCAAUAAUGCCAAGCUGGAGAUGGUGCCUGUGUCCCGGAGCCGCGAGGGGCCCGAGAACAUGGUUCGCAUCGCUCUGCAGCUGGACGAUGGCUCAAGGUUGCAAGAUACUUUCUGUUCGGGCCAGACACUCUGGGAGCUUCUCAGCCAUUUUGCACAGACGAGAAGGCAACUAAAACAACAGCAAAAGAUUUUACAGAGGUGCAACUCAGCCCAGGCAAUGGCAGUAGCAGCUCGCGGGGAGUGCCUGGAGCAGCCGAGCGAGGCCAGCCCGGUCUGUGUGUACAUGCGGAACGAGGUGACGGGCAGAGCCUCCUUGCAGAGCACGACGCUGAAGUCUCUCGGCCUCACCGGGGGCAGCGCCAUCAUCAGGUUCGCCAUGAAGGGAUGCGAGCAGGAGCCUGGGGCUUCCUGGGCCAAGACCCCACGGAGCCCAGCCCCCUCCCUGUCUGCCGAGCAGGCCCCCGGCGGCCCUCCGCUCCCGCUGAAUACCGUGGGGCUCAGCCAGGGUGACGUGAGCCCCCAGGACGAAGAGGGCAUCUCCGGGGCCGGCCGCGUGGACGCCCAAGCGAAGCAGGCGAAGGAGCCCGCCCCCGCCGCCGCCCGCUUUGUUCCUUUCUCGGGCGGGGGCUGGCGACUGGGGGGCCCGUCGGGGUCUGCCAGAUCUCUGACAUCCCCCUCGGCCAACCUGCCGAAGUCCUUCUCCAGCCCGGGAGGCCCCUCCAAGCCGAAGAAGUCGAGGCCCGUCCAGGAGCCCCAGUCAGAGCCCGAGCCGCCUGUGGAUCGGGACCCUGUGGUGUGCCACCCGGACCUGGGGGAGCUGCUCCAGGCCUGGCCUGCGGAGCUGCCGGACGAGUUCUUCGAGGUGACCGUGGACGACGUGAGGAGGCGCCUGGCCCAGCUCAGGAGCGAGCGGAAGCGGCUGGAGGAAGCGCCCUUAGUGACCAAGGCCUUCAGGGAGGCCCAGAUGAGGGAGAAGCUGGAGCGGUACCCCAAGGUGGUCCUGAGGGUCCUGUUCCCUGACCGCUACAUCCUGCAGGGCUUCUUUCGCCCGAAUGAGACAGUGGGGGAUCUGCGGGACUUCGUGCGAAGCCACUUGGGGAACCCUGAGCUGCCGUUCGAUCUGUUCAUCACUCCUCCCAAAAGCGUCCUGGAUGACCACACGCUGACCCUCUUUCAGGCAAAUCUCUUCCCUGCUGCCCUCGUGCACUUUGGAGCUGAGGAACCAACAGGCCAGUUCCUGGAGCCCAGGCUGCUGGAACACACCGUCUCCCCAUCUGCAGCUGACGUGCUGGCGGCCAGGUGCAUGUCCAGGGCUGCUGGGGCCCCACCCCCGACGCCAGCCCCUGACCCUGGACCCCUUGAGGUGGAGCCGGCGGCUGAGGCAGCGGCCGUGGAGCUUCCUGAGCCCAGCCCCGGGGCGGCCCAGCCGGUCAGGAGGGAUCUGGGCAAGGUGCCCAAGUGGCUGAAGCUGCCAGCCGGCAAGAGGUGAGAGCCGCCAGCCUGGAGGUGCCCCGUCUGCCAGCCGCGGGGCCCUCCCCACCGUGAGCGGGAAUAAAGGUGUGAGCUGCUCUC
Molecule: messenger RNA, 2210 nt
Organism: Hyaena hyaena (striped hyena)
Lineage: Eukaryota; Metazoa; Chordata; Mammalia; Carnivora; Hyaenidae
Gene: ASPSCR1
Product: ASPSCR1 tether for SLC2A4, UBX domain containing
Exons: 17
Coding region: 658-2127 (489 amino acids)
Molecular function (GO): protein binding
Source: RefSeq, a predicted model, not a curated record